Molecule: messenger RNA, 2494 nt
Organism: Oreochromis niloticus (Nile tilapia)
Lineage: Eukaryota; Metazoa; Chordata; Actinopteri; Cichliformes; Cichlidae
Gene: purbb
Product: purine-rich element binding protein Bb
Exons: 1
Coding region: 105-1016 (303 amino acids)
Biological process (GO): regulation of transcription by RNA polymerase II
Cellular component (GO): nucleus
Molecular function (GO): DNA-binding transcription factor activity, RNA polymerase II-specific; RNA polymerase II transcription regulatory region sequence-specific DNA binding; purine-rich negative regulatory element binding
Source: RefSeq, a predicted model, not a curated record
AUCACAACGUCCCCCGAAGGGCACCCAUGAUGCACGGGAAGGAGGCCCGCGCUGGCUGAGUGCACGCAGAAAGCAGCUACGCAGGAGAGAGGGGCAGAAGCCGAAUGGUGGAGCUGAAGAUGGCGGAUGGCGACAGCGGGAGUGAGCGCGGAGGUAGUAGCGGGGGAGGAGGUGGAGGUGGCUUCCAACACUUCCAGAGGGAUCAGGAAACCCAAGAACUGGCGUCAAAGCGCCUGGACAUCCAGAACAAGCGCUUCUAUCUGGACGUCAAGCAGAACAACAAGGGCAGGUUCAUUAAAAUCGCCGAGGUCGGGGCUGGGGGCUCUAAAAGUCGCCUGACCCUCUCGCUGUCAGUUGCGGCGGAGUUCCGUGACUAUCUCGGGGAUUUCAUCGAGCACUACGCCCAGCUGGGCCCUAGCAGUCCGGAGCAAAUAGCACAAGCUGCCGCGGGUGAAGACGGUGGGCCGAGGCGAGCUCUUAAGAGCGAGUUUCUCGUCCGGGAAAAUCGCAAGUACUACCUGGACUUGAAAGAGAACCAGCGGGGGAGGUUCCUCCGGAUACGGCAAACCGUAAACCGCGGACCUAGCUUUGGAGUGGGGGGCCCAGUGGGCGGCAUGCUGGCCGGCCAGACCAUAGCCCUUCCGGCACAGGGGUUAAUAGAGUUUAGAGACGCCCUUGCUAAGCUCAUAGAUGACUACGGGGGAGACGACGAGGAGAUGACCGGGGGCACGGCCGCCGGGGGCUACGGCGAGCUUCCCGAGGGCACCUCCAUCAUGGUGGACUCUAAACGGUUCUUUUUCGACGUUGGGUCCAACAAAUACGGCGUGUUCCUGCGCGUGAGCGAGGUUAAGCCGAGCUACAGGAACUCUAUCACCAUCCCGUUCAAAGCCUGGAGCAAAUUUGGAGGAGCUUUCUGCAGAUAUGCAGAGGAGAUGAAGGAGAUCCAGGAGAGGCAGAGGGAUAAAAUGUACGAGAAGAGAGACGAGUCCGAGGGGGAUGAUGUGGAUGACGACUGAGAAAAGAAAAAGCUGUUAGCCCAGUUACAUGAUGGCAGAUCUACACUAUAGGGUUAUUUUGCGAAAAAACAAAAACAAAACAAAAAAGAAGCAGAAAUGACAGAUAAAGUGCAUGACAAAUCGUGCUGUAAUAGCCUACUAAAGUAUUGUGGAGUUUUUUUUUUUUUUUUUUUUUUUAAAGUACAUGUGCAGGGAAUUUUUGGUGUAUUAUCCUAAAGUUUGUUGGGCUUGAGGUUGAAGUGGUGGUUUGAAUCUCUGAAAGUGAAAAAUGUAUGAAUGAGAUCUAUCUCAUUGGCUGAAAAAAAAAAAAGUGAGUUAUGCUUUAUCGUUGGAAAAAAUAAGAGGAGAGAACUUACUAAAACCAGCAAGUUGGUUUUUCUUAACUAGAGGUGAAGCUGUUGAAUGCUUUCCUAUGUGCAACAUAGUUUCUAUUUAAAGAGUGAAGACCUGUUCAAGAUGUUUUCCCUUCUUGGUUAAAGGAGAGAGCUAGCAUCCAUCCUGUUCCAGUCCAGGACUCUCCUCUGUGGGAAGUUUGCGGGAUUUUUGCAAGUCAGACAGGAAAAGCUGAGAGCAAUGCAGAGACGGAGCUGCUGUCAAUCUAUGGAUGUUUAUGUGUUAGAUAUGUCAGUAGCUGGAGAGCUGUCAAACAACCGCACAACUGCUGCUGCAGCAUCUGCAGGCUGUUAAUCGAAAAGAUUACCCAAAAUGUCGAGGGGGGGGCAGGGUAGUUACUAAGAGGAUUAUCUGUAAGCCCAAACAAAAAGGGCCUGGUGGACUAAAUUAAACGCUUUGACUCCAGUAGUCAGUUACAGUGCAGAACAGCUGGGUUUUAUGUUAUACAUAUAAUCUUAGCAAAGCGUACUUCUUAUUGUUUUCAAGAAGAUUCACUCUGUGAGGAAGGGCGGUGACUCUUCUCACACCAGAGCAUCCUUGGUGUUUGAGAACAACCGCUUAGAAAGCCAACAACUGGGGAGCAGAUGCCACCGGAGGAAACACAGAUAUGGUUUUAUGGGACUUUUCAGACGAUCAUUUACUAACAGGGGUCCAAAUGUCUUGCAGUUGGAGGAGGAGUGCUGCAUUACAUGUAGCGACAAGUUUUCUCAUCAGCCUCCUGUUCAGAACUGGACAGCUGUCCUAUCCAGCACAGGCCAUUCUCUGACAGCGCCUUCCAACACAUUAUGAAGACCCUGGACAGAAACACAUUGAUGGAUGUUUUCUUUUGUUUUUCCUUUUUUUUCUUUGUCUUUUUUUUCCCCAAAAAGAGCUAUAUUGAAAUGAGAUUCUACUUAUAGGAAAGAUAUUACCAAACAAACCAGCAAAAGAUAUUUUCAGAUACUUAUAAAGGAAAACAUAUUUCAAUCCUAAAAAUAAAAAGUUAAUUUCAUAAAACAAAAUUGUGACUCGGAUCUCAAGGUAAUUUUUUCAUGUUCUUAGAGUGAAAGUAUAACACUUCAUUUAUUAAACAAUUUGAAAUGGAA